AUGGACCAAAGACCCACUUUCACUGCGGAACAGAUCCAUGAAAUGGUCGAGGAUCGCAAAGACAAGAGAACUCCCAUGAAGAAGUUUGAGGAUGAAUUGGCUGGCAAGGAUGUGAUGGAGUUCUUUAUAUUUUUCAUGUACUAUGAUGGCUUCAAGAGCGCCGCCGAAAGAGAAGGAGAUCCAACAGUACCGCACUACGGAUUCAACCUUGCAUCUGGUCCUCCUGGUAGUGUCAACCACCAGAGGUGCUACAAUAGACUAAGACCAAUGGUCAACUUUCGCACAAGAGGACAUCGUCUUGGGGCCCUUGCAAAGGAAUUCCUUGACAACAACAUUGAACCACCUGAAGAGUGUCGUCCCAUUGAAGAGGAUCCGGAGCCGCCCUCUGAUAUGAUCGAUGAAGCUACAAGACUUCUAGCUGGAACUUCGAUCUAG
Molecule: messenger RNA, 435 nt
Organism: Cylindrotheca closterium
Lineage: Eukaryota; Bacillariophyta; Bacillariophyceae; Bacillariales; Bacillariaceae
Source: the annotation of a GenBank genome assembly